Molecule: messenger RNA, 4338 nt
Organism: Ipomoea triloba (trilobed morning glory)
Lineage: Eukaryota; Viridiplantae; Streptophyta; Magnoliopsida; Solanales; Convolvulaceae
Exons: 5
Coding region: 1-4338 (1445 amino acids)
Molecular function (GO): zinc ion binding; nucleic acid binding
Source: RefSeq, a predicted model, not a curated record
AUGCCACCAAGACGUAAUGCACCUGCGGAGAACGAGAAUAAUCUCUCGGCAAUAGAUCGAAUGGUUCAAGCCAUGGAGAGGAUGGCUGAGUUGAUGCUGGCUCAGCAAGCUCAAACCCAACAUCAAAUGCAACUAAGAGUAGACUAUGCCAAGGCGAUAGCCAGCCGACAACCACCAUACUACGCGGGCGAAAAGGAUCCGGUGAUUCUGGAGGAGUGGAUCCGAACCUUCGAUAAGUUACUCAACGCAGUGAACUGCCCUGCGAACCAGCGAGCACCCUCGGCAGUGUAUUAUCUGACAAAAGCUGCCGACAAUUGGUGGGCGACAGUUGGACCAACUCUCCUGCAAGACCCAGCUUUCGGUUGGGAGGAAUUUAAGGUGGAGUUAAGGGAGCAGUUCUAUACUGAGCGCAUUAAGGGAAUUAAGUGUGAGGAAUUCCUACGGCUGAAACAGAAAGGAGCAACCAUCCAAGAAUACUACGACCAGUAUGUCGAGCUGAUGCGGUUUGCCCAGGAAAUCGUGCCGGAUGAGGCGAGUAAAGCAAGGAGGUUUGUUCGAGGAUUGGACUGGAGUGUAAGAGGGAUGAUCGCGCCUUUCAUGUGCGCAACAUUGAAGGAGGCCUAUGACAGAGCGUCGGAUCAUUAUCAGGUUUACCUGGACCAACAGGAAGCCUAUGGCCGAAACAAGAGGAAGGCCGACGACAACUCUCGGGAGUUUCAGGCGGGAAACAAGAAGGCCAAUCAGGGCGGCAUUAACACAGUGCAAGGGAGAGGAGGAUUCGAUAAAGGAAAGCGUUUUGCUUGCCCGAGGUGUGGGAGGAAUCACCCCGGGGAAAACUGUCAGGGAGUAAGGAUUAAGUGUUAUCGGUGCGGUAUCGUCGGGCACAAGGCUGCUCAGUGCCAAAGUCAAGGAGGCAGUCCCCAAAAGCCCCUGCAGAAUGAGAAUCAAGGACGGAGAUUCAACGGGAAUAACGGUUGGAACCCCGCAAGAGCCAGAGGUCAAACGACGAACUUUCAACCUGGGAAUCCAGUAAAUGCCACGCCCGGGUCUAACCACAAGGGAAAGCAGGUGGUGGGAGAGAGCAGCGGAGAAAAACAGGGUAGGAUCUACGUCGUCAAUAGCGCUCAGUUAAGGCCUACGGCCAAGUUAAACCUCAACGUCGCAACAGCUUCAGGAGUAAUAAUAUCCUGUAAGGAUGGUUACGAUGACGUUGCAAUAGAAAUAGCAGGAUUUAACUGUCCCGGAAGUCUCAUUCGUUUCGAACUCGAAGGCCUCGAUGUCGUACUCGGAAUGGAUUGGCUGGAUAAGUACAAGGCUCAGAUCGUAUGUAACGAACAAAAGGUUGUACUUCAAGGACCGAAGGGAAAGAGAAUAUCCUACCGAGGAGUUGACAAACAACCCGAGCCACGGUUGUUAACAAUGCAAGGGUUGAGGAAAUGCGUUCGCCAGGGGUGCGAAGCAUAUCUCUGUUUGAUACAAGACGCCGAAGUAAGGGAACUCGAGAUAGAUAGAAUCCCAAUAGUGCGCGAAUUCCCUGACGUAUUCCCUGACGACCUCACCGAGAUGCCACCAGAAAGAGAAGUGGAGUUCACCAUCGAUCUUGUACCAGGCACCUCACCCAUCUCAAGAGCGCCUUACCGCAUGGCUCCCAAGGAGAUGGAGGAAUUAAAGGCACAAUUGGAAGAGUUGUUGGAGAAAGGAUUUAUUAGACCAAGCGUAUCACCUUGGGGUGCACCGGUGUUGUUCGUGAAAAAGAAAGAUGGAAGCUUGCGACUAUGCAUCGACUACAGGGAACUCAACCGAGUCACAGUAAAGAACAAGUACCCUUUGCCCAGGAUCGAUGAUUUAUUCGAUCAGUUGAAAGGAGCGGGUGUGUUCUCAAAGAUCGACCUACGGUCAGGGUACCAUCAAGUGCGGGUAGUGAAAGAAGACGUACCUAAAACAGCAUUUCGAACAAGGUACGGGCACUACGAGUUCACAGUCAUGCCAUUCGGAGUGACCAACGCUCCAGGAACUUUUAUGGACUUGAUGAACCGGAUCUUCCUUCCGUACUUAGAUAAAUUCGUCGUCGCUUUCAUAGAUGACAUCUUAGUCUACUCUAAGACCACGAAGGAACACGAGGAACACCUCAGAACAGUGUUGCGAACACUGAGAGAAAGGAAACUUUUCGCAAAACUCUCGAAGUGUGAAUUUUGGAAAAGAGAAGUCGCAUUUCUCGGUCACGUUAUCACCGAGGAAGGAAUAAGGGUGGAUCCAACCAAGAUACGAGCGGUAGUCGAAUGGGAAGCGCCCAAGUCAGUUACCGAAAUCCGCAGCUUCUUAGGUUUGGCAGGUUACUAUCGGCGAUUCGUUCAAGACUUCUCAAGGAUAGCAAGACCACUGACGAGUUUACUCAAGAAAACAACUAAGUAUAGUUGGAGUAAGGAAUGCGAGCAGGCAUUCCAAGAGUUCAAGAAGAGAUUGACCACCGCUCCGGUAUUGACUCUACCUGUCGGAACAGAAGGCUAUGAGUUGUACACCGACGCGUCUCACAAGGGACUAGGAUGCGUCCUCAUGCAAAAUGGAAGGGUAAUAGCAUAUGCUUCUCGGCAAUUGAAAACUCACGAGGCUAACUACCCGACGCACGACUUGGAACUAGCAGCAGUGGUAUUCGCUCUCAAAAUUUGGCGGCACUAUCUCUAUGGAAUUUCAUGCAAAGUCUAUACAGAUCACAAGAGUUUAAAGUACAUCUUCACUCAGAGAGAUCUCAAUUUAAGACAAAGGAGAUGGUUGGAAUUGAUCAAGGAUUAUGACUUGGAAAUUCAAUAUCACGAGGGCAAGGCAAAUAAAGUGGCUGACGCCUUAAGCCGAAAGACGAGCCAUGCUCUUUGGAUAUUACCCGAGCAGCUAUGUGAGGAGUUUCAAGGACUCAAUCUGGAGGUAAAAAUGAGCGAUCAAAAGGAGCAGGAGGAAAGGUUAUAUUACAUGUCGGCUACUCCAACCCUAUUUGAAGAGAUCGAACGAGCACAAGAAGAGGAUAGUUGGGUGGAAAACAUCAAGGAAAAGAUGGUCGACGGAAAACAUGGGCCAUUCGAAUUGCACCCAGAUGGAAGUGUGAGAUUCCAAAGUAGAUGGGUGAUACCAAAAGGGUGUAAGAAGAUAAUGGAGCAAAUAAUGAAAGAAGGCCACUACACGCCUUACUCAGUUCAUCCUGGUGGAGAUAAGUUGUAUAAGGACUUGAAACAAAACUUCUGGUGGUCGGGCAUGAAAAACGAUGUAGCUGAAUUCGUGGCGAAGUGCUUGAACUGCCAAAGGGUCAAGGCAGAGAGGAGUAGACCCAAAGGAUUAUUACAACCAUUGGAAAUCCCGCAGUGGAACUACCACGCCAGUAUUAAGAUGGCACCCUAUGAGGCAUUGUAUGGGCAAAAGUGUCGAAGUCCUCUAUGCUGGAAUGAUAAGAGUGACAUCGUCACGCUUGGACCGCAAUAUCUCCAUGAGACCAUUGAAGCCAUCAAAUUAAUUCAAGGAAGGAUGAAAAUCGCGCAGGAUCGACAGAAGUCAUACGCCGACUUGAAACGACAAUUCACGGAAUAUCAGGCUGGAGAGAAGGUGUUACUGAAAGUUUCACCUACUAAGGGAGUAAAAAGAUUUGGGAGGAAAGGAAAAUUAAGUCCUCGAUACAUAGGACCUUACGAGAUUCUAGAGAGGGUCGGAAAUCUAGCUUAUCGACUGGCCCUACCGAUUGAGCUUGACAAAGUACAUAACGUGUUCCAUAUUUCUCAACUCAAGCGCCCGGGGAACUCCAGUGGUUCCUCAGAGUUUUACUUUCCCCUAUAUGACUAUGAUGGCUACGUGCACUUGCUGACGGGUGAUGACCCGUAUGCCCCAGGCUUCGCUCCAGACCCUCCUGCUCCUGUCUACACUCCCGAUUCGGUUCUUGCUCCGGACCCGGUCUACGUUCCUACUUUGGACUCGGUCUAUGAUUCUACCUUGGACCCGAUCUUUGCUCCCGUUUCUCCUCCUCUGCAGUACAGUCCUCCUCCAACUUAUCCGACUACUCCCACUCGCAUACCGGUUCGCAGUAGUGAGCCGACUUUUCUAGAUAAGGUCCAGUCUAGGUUUGGGUUCUAUCCCAUCGAGGUGUUAGAGGGGAGUGACCCCUUAGAGUUUGUAGUCUUUUACCCCUAUCCGUGGGACCCCAGUCCUUCGGAGCAUUGGGAUGAGUGGUCGAUGGUGAACUCUCCCUGCUACUUUUUGGACCAUAUCACCUGGUUCGCAGUGGUCGCUAGUGCAGCUACCCCCUUUUGCUUAUCUAUGCAUCUGUAUAUGAAGUUAUAUCGGGUGAUGGUGAUGAUGUGA